Messenger RNA from Somion occarium, 1187 nucleotides. The record is from the annotation of a GenBank genome assembly. NCBI's taxonomy places the organism in Eukaryota, Fungi, Basidiomycota, Agaricomycetes, Polyporales, Cerrenaceae.
GAGUUUCGUGCAACUUCGUCUGAGACGAGCAUCUUCUGCGCUUCCACGCUAGCUAAGCUGAGAUUACUGGAUCUCGAUAACCAGGCACUCCUCUGGAACUUCUAAGACGCGGAGAAUACUUGCAUAACCCAGGAUCGUCAGAUAUAUCCCACUUGUAGGCGUGGGUCCAGAAAUAUUCCAAUCCUUUCAAGCGGCUUUAAUGGCCUCAGAUGCAAAUGCUCCAGGCGAGAAUCAGCGAGACCAUGUGUUCUACCUGGAGCAUGUAAUAUUUCUGGUAUGGUCUUGUCCCAUGCCUGUACGGUCAACUAACCGGAGUUACCGGACUGCAUGUGAAGGUCGAAGGGGUGCUCUUCAAAGUCUAUCGUCAACCAUUCGAGAACGCAUCAGAUGUCUUCUCUGAUAUGUUUGAUCUUCCUCGCCCAAGGACCAUGCAAUGUCAUCCGAAGGUCUUUCAGAUCAGAACCCAAUUCGACUGGAUGGCAUUAGCUCUAAAGACUUUCGGGCACUCCUAAAAUAUAUGUUCCCUCAAGUGAUCGAUCCUUCAGCAGAUAGCAGAAAUCUGCUCACGGAAGAGUGGAUAUCUAUUCUAAAACUAUCUACUAUGUGGAACAUGGUUGAUCAUCGAAAAAGCUCCAUCCAAAAUCUCAGGAUGCGUUUCGACUAUGACCCUGUCACGCGAGUUGUUCUCGCUCAGAGUCAUGGCAUUGACGAGUGGCUCCUCCCUGCCUAUCUUCAACCGGCUCAUCGAAAGGAGCCAUUAUCAGCCCUAGAGUCAUCUCGUCUCGGAUACGAGACCGCCUUCAAGAUCGUCGAGGCUCGUGAGCGGGCCUACUCUAACAUGCUCAGUGAGGUCUGCAACGCAUGUGCGGACAAGUUUUCACCUGCUCGAUCUCGUAUAGCUCAGACACAUGCGGGGCCAUUCGGCACUUUAAGUGCAUCAACAAGCUUCGGAGUCCCUCGUACUCAUGCGCAUCCUAUCACAACAUAUGACAUGACGGAGACGAUCAAGGACAUAUUUGGUAUUACAGCAUGAUGUUAGGUGCCCAAUUGUGAAGGUCUCCGAGCUCUCGUGAAACGGUUCAUUUUUGUCUUAGUUUAUAUCUUAUGUUUUGAAUCAUCAGCAGAUCUCGAACAGAUUUGUGUAGAAGUAGGUGUAUAUGAAUGGUCUACUCACCAAAGAUGGCAUG